AGAAACAUUUCGAAUUUUUAAGAACAAAAACUGUCAAAAAAAGUGGUAAUGUGUAUCUUUAACUUUGAUUCGGUGUCAAGUUCAAAGUUUGAUUUGAUGAUAAUCUGACGGAAGUGUCCCUUCUUGAACAGAUGUUGACUACUGUUUAUAAUGGGUUGAAGUAAGAAGCAUUUCGCAGAAUUUUAAGAAAUAGUUCCUCACAAAUUAGACUGGAUUCAUAAGAAAUACUAAGGAUAUUUUUCUCCAGAUUCAAAUUGAUCUCUAGUUCUUCUACCCUGACAAAAUGAAUUUUCAUAUGCAUGUGAUUUUCCUUAUUUCGCUUUUUAUCAUUGGAGAAUGUCGCCAACGUCCAGAUGAAGUGGUGACCACGAAUUGCAGGAGUCAAGAGGAUGUAGAAGAAUAUCUGGACAGAGUCAUGGAAAAGGUUCGAGAUGACCUCCCCGAACCCCUAAGACUUCCACCAAGGUCUACUGUAGUUGAAUUAAGUGAUGGAAAUGUUUGGGGAUUGUCGAAUGUUACCAGGUUUGGUAGCACAGAAGUCAGAUGUGAAGGAUACACAAUUAGCAUUUCAGCGAAAAUUACAACAGAUGAAGUAAAAGGACGUUACACCUGGACUAAGGCCGUCCGAGGCAGAGAAAGAGAAGGCUAUGUAGUUUUCAUCUCGAAAGACUUCGAAGCCGAAAUUGAGUUGUUGAUGGACUACGGGGCAGAAGAACAGGAUCUGUACCCCCGAUUGGAACGAUUUCGAAUCAAUCGAUUCAAGAACGCCAAAGUGGAGAUGACCGGAUACGGGUACUUCACCUGGGCCUUGGGAGAGAUGACCACUCUGAUGUCGGGAAUAUUCCAAAGGGCUAUCGCACACUCUAUCCAAGGACCCUUAACUGAAGCACUUCAAAUGCAUUUGAGGGAAAUUCGAUUGGAAUGAUCAAUGAAUGUGUUGUGCAGAAUCUCUGUUUUAUGUGAGGGACGUUAAUAAAUUAUUUAU
Uloborus diversus is the source of this 985-nucleotide messenger RNA. RefSeq lists its product as uncharacterized. The transcript has 4 exons. The record is from RefSeq and is a predicted model, not a curated record. The coding region runs from base 284 to 925 and encodes 213 amino acids. NCBI's taxonomy places the organism in Eukaryota, Metazoa, Arthropoda, Arachnida, Araneae, Uloboridae.